AUCCGGACCAUAAGAAAAUCCCGGCGACUGGACCUGAAAAGAACUGUAUAUAUAAUGUGUAAUAAGGCUUGGAAACAUUAGAUGGUCAGCUUGGCAACUAAUGUUGCCGCCUUAGUGCCUUAAAAAAGUGGUGUCUUGAACAUUUGAUUUAUUUGAGCCACUUUAUUUGGCUAUGAUGAAAAUUUUAUGAGCCAAACACUUACGUCCCUCAAUUUUUUAUAUUACUUCUAGCUUUUAUCUGUAUUGGACAUUUGUGUGAGUGUGUAUAGAUAUUGUGUGAGUGUCUGUAGUAAUCGUUAAAAAAUAGUCAUGUCUAGUUCAAGCAACAGGAGUACCAUUCAUGAACCCAGGCCACUAUAAGUGUUCAAAGGAUAAACAAAAAUGCGCGUACUGGGAGUGGUGCUAUCAAAUUGGGUAUCAUGAACCCAGGCCACAGGUUGCACCAGAGGAAGGUGGUGAAGCAUCUCUAAAUGAAGGUGGAAUUCACUGGGGAUUUUGAUGCCCUUCUGCCAUUUCCAGAGAUUGAUUUUGUAGACUUCUUUAACACCCAUCCCAAGCUGCGAAAAUUAGAUAUGCAUGGUGCCAUGUUUGCUGCUCUUUGCCAGAAAAACAGCUUGAAAAAUGUGGAUUUGAGAUUUUUGAUUCCAUGCCUUGAGGAGACAGUUAUCACAAUGAGAUCGUCGUUAAAUGCUGAGCAGAAGAUGAAUACCCUUGAAUUGAUGGUGAAGUAUGGCAAGAAUUUGAAGAAGAUGACUGUAAGGAUACUUGAUAUGAAGAGCAGCCAUAGCAGUGCAGAUGAUUUCUUCCAGGAGAUUUGCAAGUUUAGAUGCUUGAACCGCAAGAUUGUUUCGAUAGAAUAAAGGCUCAGGGGAGAGAGCACUUUCCCCUUAAUCUAAUUUCAUCCAAUUCAUUCUUGUUUCUUGUAUUCCAGUGAGUCAGUGACUGCCUAAAAUUCUGAUGUUCUUGAUUAACUGUUGGACCAUUCUUCGACAAUUAACCUCAUGAAUAUUUUUGCUCUUUUUGCCCCUCAUUUGGGUUAAGUUGUUGUUGUUUUUGGGAAGUGAUAAUAAUAUGAUUUUGAGCUGACGAUGGGUUGUGAAACUUGGUCCCAUGAUUCAGUCCCACACAUUGAGUUCUGAUUUUA
Messenger RNA from Rhododendron vialii, 1144 nucleotides. Its product is annotated as F-box protein At1g10780-like. The record is from RefSeq and is a predicted model, not a curated record. NCBI's taxonomy places the organism in Eukaryota, Viridiplantae, Streptophyta, Magnoliopsida, Ericales, Ericaceae. The coding region runs from base 471 to 860 and encodes 129 amino acids. The transcript has 2 exons.